Messenger RNA from Tachysurus vachellii, 5666 nucleotides. RefSeq names its product adaptor related protein complex 2 subunit alpha 1 (gene ap2a1). Gene Ontology annotation, cellular component: membrane coat; AP-2 adaptor complex. NCBI's taxonomy places the organism in Eukaryota, Metazoa, Chordata, Actinopteri, Siluriformes, Bagridae. The record is from RefSeq and is a predicted model, not a curated record. Gene Ontology annotation, molecular function: clathrin-cargo adaptor activity. Gene Ontology annotation, biological process: clathrin-dependent endocytosis; intracellular protein transport. The coding region runs from base 677 to 3577 and encodes 966 amino acids. The transcript is spliced from 20 exons.
UAGAGGAAAGAGAAAAAAAUAAAAACGUCUCGUGCCCCGUUGCCUGUUCCGUCACGAGCCUUUUCCGUUGGUACUGACCGAGCGGAAAGGCGCGUAAACCGGCGACGUGCAAAUCGUGUAGCGUUUUAACGUGAACCUCAGAAACAUAAAUUAGUUGAGCGUGUUGUGCGUGUCGAGUUGUGUGUGAUGUAGAGUGUCCUGACCGUGUCGUAGCGCUAGCUUAGCUGUGUAGCUAACUGACUCACAGGACACCGAAUCGGUUCGUUUGUCCGUCGUGUCGACUCUAAUAACCUCAACAACCGGCGACGGUUAGUUAGUAAUUAUACGGACCGCUCGUCAGUCGGUGGGUUUGUGGACAUCCGGAGUGAAUCUUUGCUUUGACUCGGUUUGAAUGAAAGGAAACGUUAAGUGACAUUUAGGACCUAAAGCUCUGAGACAGUGACCUCAAUCCAGCCGUGUUUCUGACAGGAUCCUCCCGCUAGCAUCGUUAGCAACAUAGCGCUAAAUAACACAUGAAAACACCAAGGACCACAAUCACUAUAGCUUCUCUGCUAACGCCGUGUUUUUGCUAACUGGCCCAUUCUGUUCCAGACACAUUUCCAUCUGGGAGAAAUUUGCUAGCAGACACACACACACACACACACACACACAGAGUAAAGACAGAAAAGAGGGAAAGAUGCCGGCCGUGUCGAAGGGAGACGGGAUGCGGGGAUUAGCCGUGUUCAUCUCGGACAUCAGAAACUGCAAAAGUAAGGAGGCUGAGAUCAAGCGCAUCAACAAGGAGCUGGCCAACAUUCGCUCUAAGUUUAAAGGAGAUAAGGCUCUGGAUGGAUACAGCAAGAAGAAGUAUGUGUGUAAGCUGCUCUUCAUCUUCCUGCUGGGCCAUGACAUUGACUUUGGCCACAUGGAGGCUGUGAACCUGCUCAGCUCCAACAAGUACACAGAGAAACAGAUUGGUUACCUGUUCAUCUCUGUGUUGGUGAACAGCAACAGUGAACUGAUCAGGCUGAUCAAUAAUGCCAUAAAGAAUGACCUGUCCAGCAGGAACCCCACCUUCAUGUGUCUGGCACUGCACUGCAUCGCCAACGUGGGCAGCAGGGAGAUGGCCGAGGCCUUCGCUGGAGAGAUCCCACGCAUCCUGGUGGCAGGGGACACAAUGGACAGUGUAAAACAGUCGGCUGCUCUGUGUCUGCUGCGUCUGUAUAAAACAUCUCCAGACCUGGUGCUGAUGGGAGAGUGGACGUCCAGAGUGGUACAUUUACUGAACGAUCAGCACAUGGGUGUGGUCACCGCAGCGAUCUCCCUCAUCACCUGCCUUAGCCAGAAAAACCCAGAUGAGUUUAAGACGUGCGUGUCCUUGGCCGUGUCCCGUCUGAGCAGGAUCGUGUCAUCAGCAUCCACCGACCUGCAGGACUACACAUAUUACUUUGUUCCUGCUCCCUGGCUUUCCUGUAAGUUACUGCGUCUUCUGCAGUGCUACCCUCCUCCUGAGGAUGGCGCCGUUAAAGGCCGUCUGGUUGAGUGUCUGGAGACGAUUCUCAACAAAGCACAGGAACCUCCCAAAUCCAAAAAGGUGCAGCACUCCAAUGCCAAGAAUGCCAUCUUGUUUGAGGCUAUUGCUCUCAUCAUUCACUAUGACAGUGAGCCGAACCUGCUGGUGCGAGCCUGUAAUCAGCUGGGUCAGUUCCUGCAGCACAGAGAAACUAACCUGCGCUACCUGGCCUUAGAGAGCAUGUGCACACUCGCCAGCUCAGAGUUCUCCCACGAGGCCGUCAAAACACACAUCGAGACGGUCAUCAACGCCCUCAAGACGGAGCGUGAUGUGAGUGUGCGUCAGAGGGCAGCUGAUCUUCUCUAUGCAAUGUGUGACCGCAGUAAUGCUAAGCAGAUUGUGGCUGAGAUGUUAAGUUACCUGGAGACGGCGGAUUACUCCAUUCGGGAGGAGAUGGUGCUGAAGGUGGCCAUCCUGGCUGAGAAGUAUGCAGUGGACUACUCCUGGUAUGUGGACACCAUUCUUAACCUGAUACGCAUUGCUGGAGACUAUGUGAGCGAGGAGGUGUGGUACCGCGUCAUCCAGAUCGUCAUCAACCGUGACGACGUCCAGGGUUAUGCAGCCAAGACCGUCUUUGAGGCCCUUCAGGCUCCGGCUUGUCACGAGAACAUGGUGAAGGUCGGUGGUUACAUUCUAGGAGAGUUUGGAAACCUUAUUGCUGGUGAUCCUCGUUCAAGCCCAUUGGUUCAGUUCAACCUGCUCCACUCUAAGUUCCACCUGUGUUCGGUUCCUACUCGUGCCCUACUCCUCUCUGCCUACAUAAAGUUCAUUAAUUUGUUUCCUGAGACAAAGAUUACUAUCCAGGAGGUUCUGCGCUGUGAUAGUCAGAUCAGGAACAGUGAUGUGGAGCUCCAGCAGAGAGCCGUGGAAUAUCUGAAACUGUCCUCCAUCGCCAGCACCGAUGUCCUGGCUACAGUGUUGGAGGAGAUGCCCCCAUUCCCUGAGAGAGAGUCCUCCAUCUUGGCCAAACUGAAGAAGAAAAAGGGUCCUGGUGCCGUGUCCGGGAAUGAACUGGAGGACGGAAAGAGAGAGGGAGGGGAGCUCAAUGGAGGAGGAGGAGAGCGGUCUGGAGACAGCUCUGCCAUUGCAGCAUCCAAUGCAUCCACUCCUUCUCCGUCAGCUGAUCUCCUUGGUCUCCGCUCCUCCGCCCCAGUGAAUGCAGCCCCGCCCAGUUCAGGCAGCUUAUUGGUGGAUGUAUUCUCAGAGGCGGGGCCUGCUGCUCCGGCUGCUGCGGUCAGUGAUGAUGGCUUCCUCAGCUCUGCUCCUCCCUCUGUGCCCUCUGAGGAUCCUGCACCUCCUCUACCUGAGUCAGACGAGCUGCUUAACAAGUUUGUGUGUAAGAAUAAUGGAGUACUAUUUGAGAAUCAGCUGCUUCAGAUUGGCAUAAAGUCAGAGUAUCGUCAGAACCUUGGGAGAAUGUAUUUGUUCUAUGGCAAUAAGACGUCAGUGCAGUUCGUCAGCUUCACAACCACUGUUAGCUGCCCAGGAGAGCUGCAGUCUCUGUUGAAUGUUCAGCUGAAACCUGUGGCUCCUCUGGUUGAAGGUGGCGCUCAGGUGCAGCAGGUCAUCAACAUUGAGUGCCUGUCUGACUUCUGUGACGCACCGCUUCUCAACAUCAAGUUCAGGUAUGGUGGAGCUCUGCAGAACCUCACACUCAAACUCCCUGUCACUAUCAACAAGUUCUUCCAGCCCACUGAGAUGGCCUCAAAUGACUUCUUUCAACGCUGGAAACAACUGAGCCUACCCCAACAGGAGGCACAGAAGAUCUUUAAGGCAAACCAUGCCAUGGACACAGAAGUGAUCAAAGCCAAGUUGUUGGGAUUAGGUACUGCUCUUCUGGAGAACGUGGAUCCAAACCCUGAGAACUUUGUGUGUGCUGGAGUAGUUCAGACCAAGGCACAGCAGGUUGGCUGUCUCCUGAGACUCGAACCCAAUGCACAGGCCCAGAUGUACCGGUUGACUCUGCGCAGCAGUAAGGACACUGUUGCUAAGCGUCUGUGUGAGUUGCUGGCAGAACAGUUCUAGAACCUGGCUUCUAAAACCAGUGCGCUUUCUAGAACCAGAGCAGACCAGCGUCCAACCCUCCUCCCUCCUCCCUCCUCCCCGGAACAUUCUCCGUUCAUACAUAAGGGAAAAACUACUGCCUGUCCAUGGCAGCCAUGAUUACUGUCCCCAUCCUGAUUAUUAUUGUAUAUCAUCAUAAUCAUCAUCAUCAGCGCUACCAUUCCCCUUUUUAAAUCUGUUUACCUGCCUGUGUGUGUGUGUGUGUGUGUGUGUGUGUGUGUGUUUGAAUGUUCUGUUCUCCUUGUUAACCUGUGAUUGUGUUGACAGCUGGUGAGUCAUAAACAGUGAAAUGAAAGAAAGAGUUACCAGUUAGAGAGGAAUUUUCUAUUUUCUCUCUCUUUCUCGUGUGUGUGUGUUGAGAGAGAUCUACAGCAUUUCAACCUGUAAACAUUCCUGAGAUAUUUUGUUAGGACGCACACACACACACACACACACUUCUGGUGCACAUGCACCGUUUUGUUAGAACAUUCCAAGUUGACUAGUUAUAGGAGUCUCUGUGAGAAAUAAAACACUGCAGUCUGAAUACACUAAACACUUCCUGAGUAAACGUGGCACUAACUUCUGUCUCACCGUCUCCAGAGCCGAUGGCACUCAGUGGGACACGUGGGGUUUUGAGCCUGUUGUGGUGUUAUCAUGAUCCCCAAGUUCCCUGAAACUGAGUGUGAGCCAGUGCACUUUACAGGCCUGGAGAGAAGUGAGGUGUCUCUACAUCCAUUUCUGAUCCGUCCCUGAACAUCUCCUGCUUGGUUAUAAUCAUGACUAAUGAAGAAUUUAUAUAUUUAUUUAGAAAUUGUUGCCCAUUUUUGGUUGUUUUUCCUUUUUUUAGUUUUAAUAGUUGUGGUGUUGAUGCAUCAUUUUCAGGCAUUCCAUUGAGUGUGUAAUGUUUUACAUGGAGCUGUAGGAUCAUACAGGAACAGGGAAAGGAGUUAAACACAGCAGGAGCAGGUUUCUGAUGAGAAGUUCUGGUGUGUUAUCUUUGUCAGAUGAAGGAGAACCUGGGCUCAUGUUAACAUCUCAUACAUCAAUGUCCCCAAACUACACAACGCUGAGGCACAGAGCAGAAUUAUGGGAUCAGGUCUGAGGAUGUGUCCCGUUCUCUAUGUUCCUAAGCCAGUGGUAUAAACUCUGCUGUCUGAGUGAGAGAUGUGAGAAAGUUCAAAUUCCUCUCAUCUUCAGCUACAUUACUGUAAGAGCACUUACCUUUGGACACAAGUUUAGAUCACACAUGCACAGAACGGGCCAGAAGUUUUAACUCUAAUCUCUCUUUGCUUGUGUGUGUGUUGUGUGUGUGUGUGUGUGUGUGUGUGUGUGUGAUCAUUGCAGAUCAGAAUUUAAUGUUGUUGUUUUUCUGCACUGAGAAAUCCUGUUUACUCGAGAUUCACUAAUAACAGAAAUGUAAAUGCAGCUGUUCAGCUCAACAAAUUGAUGAUGAUGAGAUGAGAGACAGGAAAGACAAUCUGUUUUUAUGGACUCUUAUCUCUAAUCUUUAGCUUUAGCUUGAUUAAUUGGCACUGAAUGGUAAAGGGAUUGUGGUGUCUGUAUACCGUCAGACACACAACCCCAGACUUCUUUAUUCAGUGUAGAGAAAUGAGAUUAAAUCACAAACACAGUGGAGAGAAGAUCAAAGUGAAAUAUGUGACAGACCUACAGGAUGAAAGCAGCUUCCAGCUGUCAGUCACACUUCUAGCAACAGCACAUUGUGUGUGUGUGUGUGUGUGUGUGUGUGUGUGUGAGUGAGAGAGAGAGAAAGUGAGUGAGUGAGAGAAUUUAUUAGAGAUUUAUGCGACAUUUGUCAUUAGUUAAAUGAAGUCACUAUGUUUCACCUCACUGCGCUGCUGCUGUGAUGUGUUGAUAGGACUGUCUUUGUAGUGUAGAAUCAUUAUGGUGUGUGUGUGUGUGUGUGUGUGUGUGUGUGUGUGUGUGUGUCUCUGCAGUAUCCACUAGCUAAUGCAGCCCCAGUGUAUCGGUGUUGAACCUGUCACAUACCCAUGUUAGAUGAAAUUUACUCUGUACUGAAUAAUGUGAAAGUAAAACUAUGCCAUAUACUCCA